Messenger RNA from Plenodomus lingam JN3, 1338 nucleotides. RefSeq lists its product as uncharacterized. Gene Ontology annotation, biological process: butyrate catabolic process; fatty acid beta-oxidation using acyl-CoA dehydrogenase. Gene Ontology annotation, molecular function: flavin adenine dinucleotide binding. NCBI's taxonomy places the organism in Eukaryota, Fungi, Ascomycota, Dothideomycetes, Pleosporales, Leptosphaeriaceae. The record is from RefSeq and is a predicted model, not a curated record.
AUGUCGCAACCCAUGAACUUCUCCCUCCCAGAUGAUUUGAAGCAAUUUCUCGCCGACCUCGACAAAUUCAUCGAUGAGAAAAUCACCCCCCUCCAGAUGCAAAAUGACAACAACCGCUUCUUCGACCACCGCCGCGAACACGCCCGCACAGACUGGGACAAUGGCGGCCUGCCGCGCAAAGAGUGGGAAGAUUUACUGAGUGAAGCGCGCAGACUGGCUGAUGAAGCUGGUUUCUACCGACUCUCUCUGCCCAGGCAAUAUGGCGGGCAAAACGGGGCCGAGGAUGGACGUGGCAGCAACCUCUGGAUGGCGGUCAUACGCGAGCAUUUAGCGGCGAAAGGCCUGGGUCUGUUCAACGACUUGCAGACGGAGCAUUCGGUCGUCGGUAACUUCCCGGAUCUGGUCAUGCUGAUGAAUUUUGGGGGUGAGCAGCAGAAGCGUGAGUUUAUUCCCGCGCGGUUGGAGGGCGAGUUCAGGAUGACGUUUGGGUUGACGGAGCCGGGGCAUGGGUCCGAUGCGACGCAUAUGGAGACCAAGGGGUUUUUGGAGGUUAGGAAUGGGGUGAGAGGUUGGCUGUUGAAUGGGUAUAAGAAGUGGCAGACUGGUAUGCAUCAUGCGACGCACUGUUCUAUUUUCGCCAGGACAUCUGGCAACGACGGUGAGGUAAAGGGAAUUUCCUGCUUCAUCGUCCCGAUUGAUACUCCCGGACUCAAAGCCGAGUCCUUCGAAUGGACCCUCAAUAUGCCCACCGACCACGCCACCGUCUCCCUAACCAAUGUCUGGAUCCCCGAAACCUCCGCCCUCGGCCCCCUCCACAACGGCCUCGCCGUCGCCCAAGCCUUUGUUCACGAAAACCGCAUCCGCCAAGCAGCCUCCUCCCUCGGCGCCGCCCUCUACUGCAUCCAAGAAUCUGUCGCCUACGCAAACUCCCGCGCCCCCUUUGGCACCCCCUUAUCCCACAACCAAGGCAUCCAAUUCCCCCUCGUCGAACUCGCCACCCAGUGCGAAAUGCUGCGCCAACUCGUCCGCAAAACCGCCCUGGAAAUGGACGCCAUGCCGCACGCUGAUAUUGAGCGCCGUCUCGGUGACAAGGUCAGCAUGUGCAAUUACUACGCAAAUCGUCUGUGUACCCAGGCCGCCGAUCAGGCUAUUCAGGUCCAUGGUGGGAAUGGGUAUAGUCGCCAUUGGCCGUUUGAACAUAUUUGGCGUCAUCAUCGUAGGUAUCGGAUUACGGAGGGCAGUGAGGAGAUUCAGAUGAGGAAGGUGGCGGCGUAUUUGUUUGGAUUUGGGGGUAGGAGGAGUCUGGGGGAUGCCAGGGAGGGGCGGGCGAAGCUGUAG